Molecule: messenger RNA, 978 nt
Organism: Drepanopeziza brunnea f. sp. 'multigermtubi' MB_m1
Lineage: Eukaryota; Fungi; Ascomycota; Leotiomycetes; Helotiales; Drepanopezizaceae
Source: RefSeq, a predicted model, not a curated record
AUGUUCGAGGACAACACCCUCGGCUGCGAUGUCCAGCUUGUACAAAUUCAUUUCACUAUGAUCAAAGGGCUGGAUACCCUGAGUGAAGAUCCUAUCAUAAACCACCAAAACCGCCGAGCCUUUGCUUUACCUACUCCUGCUGCUGCCACCCGAGGUUCGAGAGAAUACCUGUUAAAUAACCUGCCUUGCCUUCAGGAUUUUCAAGCUUCGCUGGGCGUGGACAGUAAGUCUCUGCCUUUAUCUAAAGGCCAAAAGAUCAACAAACUUCACACUCUGGCGAUGACAGUAACUCGAAACCUCGAAUGUGAUCGGGGCGGUUUGGAGCGCGUACUUAUUGACUCCGCUCUACCGGGGCUGGGCUCCAUGAGAGCUACCUUUUUGCCUGGUUGCUCCGCAUACACUCUUGAGCUACUUCUCGAUUGGCUCAGCAAUGUCGAACAACCUACAGGACAGCCGACUCCGGCUCAUCCCACCCAGGCAUUGGAGGCUGAGGCACUGACUAUGCCUGCGCUCACCCCUCCCAUCCGCCUCAUACUAUUUGAGGUCCGCAUCGCCGGCAGUUGCCGGGGCGGCGAGACCUCAUCAAUGUUCCAUGUAGGUCUUAUUCCGGUUUUCGCGCCGUCUUUCCAAAUUCCUGCAUGCCUGAUCGAGAACUGCCUUUCUUGUCUUAUCUUUGGAUAUCCUCGACUUGCGGAUGUAUCUCAAUCAUGUUCUGUCAUGGCUGUGACCAGCUUUAUCAUUUACCUCAUCAACUGCUUCAAACACUCUGGGACUUGCCUUCUUUCCUUCGUGGAUCGAUUCAAUCUGUGGCAUAUCCCUAUUUUUGGAAAGCGGAGACCAACACGACCGAUUACUCACCGCGAUAUCUUAUCCUUUUGGAGUGGAUAUAGUGGUCCAUAUCUUCUGGCCUACACUCUUUUCGCGUACACUCUUGAAAUUGGCACCAAUGAAGUGCAGGAAAAUGGUUGUCUAUUAUGA